This is a messenger RNA of Ipomoea nil (Japanese morning glory), 2790 nucleotides long. RefSeq lists its product as uncharacterized. Bases 1 to 2790 code for a protein of 929 amino acids. NCBI's taxonomy places the organism in Eukaryota, Viridiplantae, Streptophyta, Magnoliopsida, Solanales, Convolvulaceae. The transcript has a single exon. The record is from RefSeq and is a predicted model, not a curated record. Gene Ontology annotation, molecular function: RNA-DNA hybrid ribonuclease activity; nucleic acid binding.
AUGAAGAGGAUUACAGCGACAGACAACGAGAGGCUUCUUCGGCCGUUUACGGUGGAAGAGGUUAAGGAUGCGCUUUUCUCUAUGGCCCCCGAUAAAUCCCCAGGUCCCGAUGGCUUUAGCCCAGCCUUCUUUCAACACUUCUGGAAUGAGAUUGGAGGAGAUGUAUCACACUUUAUUCUGGAAUGUUUGAAUGGACACGCAUGGCCUAUAGGAAUGAAUGAUGCAUAUGUAACUUUGAUUCCAAAAAAAGCAAUGCCAACAUAUACGGGGGAUCUUAGGCCUAUCGCUCUUUGCAACGUGACUUAUAAGAUACUUUCUAAAGUUUUGGCUAAUAGGCUUAAGGAAGUGCUUGAUGGUGCAAUCUCGGCUCCCCAGAGUGCCUUCUUACCCGGCCGGCUCAUAACCGAUAACGUUCUCAUUGCCUCCGAGGUGGUACACUAUUUACAUCGAAAGAGACAAGGAAGUACGGGCUGGUGUGCGUUAAAGCUUGAUAUGGCCAAGGCCUAUGACAAGAUGGAGUGGGGAUUUCUUGAACAGAUUUUGCUACGCAUGGGUUUUGAUGGUCGUUGGAUUGAUAUUAUUUUGAGGUGUGUCACGACGGUCCGCUAUAAGGUUAGUCUUAAUGGUUGUCUCACUAAUCAUAUUCUUCCUACACGAGGUUUAAGACAAGGUGAUCCACUUUCGCCUUAUCUUUUUAUUCUCUGUGCUGAAGGCUUGGGUUAUUUAUUAUCAAAGGCAGUCCUGUCAAGAAGAAUAUCACCUUGUGUUGUAGCUCGUGGUGCUCCAGGUAUCUCUCAUCUGUUUUUUGCAGAUGACAGCCUAUUGUUCUUUAAGGCUACAACCGCCGAGGCUAUGGUUGUUAAAGACUGUUUAAAUACUUAUGAAGCGAUGUCUGGCCAGUCUGUGAACUUCAAUAAGUCUUGCAUAUUGUUCAGUCCUAAUACUACUGCCGAUUUAAAGAAUGCUGUUACCACUGUCCUCAAUGUUGAUACAGUAAACAAUUUAGGCAAGUAUCUGGGUUUGCCUAUGGGGAUUGGGCGUAAUAGAAAGGAGGUUUUUUCGUAUAUUGAGGCAAAACUCAGACAUAGGCUCGCUGGUUGGCAUAAAAAUGUGUUAUCUCGUGCCGGAAAGGAAAUCUUGAUCAAAAGUGUUGCACAGGCCUUACCUACGUACACAAUGAGCAUAUACUAUUUACCAUUGACAUUCUGUGAGCACCUCGAGCGUAUCAUGAAUCAAUUUUGGUGGUGUAAUAAAGGCAGUGGGAUCCGUUGGAUGGCAUGGCAACGAAUAUGUUCUCCUAAAGCAGUUGGAGGUCUUGGCUUUAAACAUCUAAAUAGGUUCAAUCUCGCUUUACUUGCUAAGCAAGGUUGGCGCCUACUUACAAAUCCUACCUCCCUGACAGCCCGUAUCUUUAAAUCUCGGUACUAUCCAAAUGAGGAGUUCUUGGAUGCUAAGAUUGGUGCUAACCCUAGCUAUGUAUGGCGUUCAAUCCUAGCAGGCAAAGAUAUUUUAACCACGGGUUGUGUAAAGCGUAUUGGUAAUGGGGAGAGUACGCAAGUGUGGAAGCACCCUUGGCUACCUGAUGCAGUAGAUCCUUUCGUUCACUCACCAUGCACAACUUUGGAUUGUACAAUGACAGUUAGUGAGUUGGUUGAUCCAGUGACUAAGGAUUGGGACCUUGCAAAGUUGAAUCAGCUUUUUGAUGCCCGAGAUGUGGGUUUGAUUACGAGCAUUCCUGUAGCGCUGGAUUUCAACGAUAGUUGGUGUUGGCGGGAGGAUAGUAGAGGACAGUAUUCGGUGAAGAAUGGGUAUAAGCUCCUUGCCACGCUACAUAAUGAUGGUCAGCAUAUUAACUUUGCCUGGAAGAAGCUAUGGAAUCUCAAAAUCCCUCCAAAUGUGUGUAAUUUUCUGUGGAGAUGCUUACAUGGUGUCCUACCAACAAUGGUUGCCAUAUGUUCGAGAAGAGUGGAUGUUGAUACAUGCUGUCAUCUCUGUAAACAGCACUCGGAAACCGUAAGGCAUUUAUUUUUUGAUUGCAUUCACGUACAGGCUAUUUGGAACCCUACUUACCGUCAGCUCAUAGCGGAGGAUGAUGAUUUUCCGGCUUGCCUUUCUAAAUGGCUUGCAGCAGCGAAUGAGAGUAUUGUUAAGUGGUGUGUCGCUGCUUGUUGGGCGGUGUGGAAGCAUCGUAAUGCACUGGUUUGGAGUAAUAAACCAUGGAAUCCUACUUCUGUAAUUAUGGACAUUUCCAACAUGGUUAUGGAAUGGGAGGACAUGGAUUUGCAUGAUGUACGUGUGCGUACUACUACAGCAAAUGCAAGCCCAAUGGAUGUGGCUCCAGGUACGAUGAUGAUAUAUGUGGAUGCAGCGGUAUUUGUUGAUUUGAGAGAAGCUUAUGUUGGAGUCUAUAUGACUAAUAGUGCAGGGGAUUAUGUGGCGGCGAAGAACGGCUCCAUAAGAUGUUUGAAUGAUGUCCUUCUAGUCGAAGCUAUGGCGGUGAAGGAGGCUUUAUCCUGGGCAAAAGAAAGAGGGGAUAACAAUGUGAUAAUUUAUUCCGAUUGCCAGAUGGUUUGUAAAUGGUUUGAUAGUGUGGCACGAGAUCUUUCAUAUGCAGGUUGUAUCCUAGAGGAGUGCCGAACUCUAAAACGACUAUUUGAAUCAGUGUCUAUUCGUUUUAUUCCGAGAUCAGCGAACAAGUUUGCUCAUACUCUUGCUAGAGCUACUCGUUCACAACCUGGUCCUAUGUGUUGGCUUUCAGUGAUUCCUUCUUGUAUUGGACACUUAUUUUAA